Molecule: messenger RNA, 684 nt
Organism: Anopheles nili
Lineage: Eukaryota; Metazoa; Arthropoda; Insecta; Diptera; Culicidae
Gene: mRpS23
Product: 28S ribosomal protein S23, mitochondrial
Exons: 3
Coding region: 159-650 (163 amino acids)
Biological process (GO): translation
Cellular component (GO): mitochondrion; ribosome
Molecular function (GO): structural constituent of ribosome
Source: RefSeq, a predicted model, not a curated record
UCGCUUGGCAAGCAUUAAAUAACUAUUUUGCAUUAAACAAGACAAUCCAGAAUUGUUCAGUUUGGCAAGGUAAUAGUGCUAGUUGAAGUUAAGUUAAAAAGUGCUUUUCUUCAACGAUAACCGUUGGACCAAAACCCUAAGUUCAGAUAUUUUCAAAUAUGGCAAAUAGCAGACUCGAGAAAAUUGGAACAAUCAUCACAAGGACUCAAGGUCUGCUAAAAUCUGGUGCAAUGAAGUUUGAGGAAAGACCACUGUGGUACGAUGUUGUGACUGCGUUCCCACCCCAUGAGGAACCACGGUACGAUCGUCCUGCUCCUAAAGUAUCAUUGCGCCCUAUAUUUUACCAAGAAGAUAUGAUCCGAGCAAAAUUCCACAAAACUAGCAAGGCUCCGUUUGCGGUUAACUUACAGGACUUCAAAAAUCGCACACCAACGCAACAGUUCGUAGAAAUAUACCAGAACUUAUCCUUGCAAGGAGCAUUGGAUGAGACAAAAGUCUUUGAGACUGCACUGGAUUUGUACGAAGAUAAAUUACGCCAACAAAAGGAGAAACGAUCGGCAGAAAGCUCCACGCAAGAACUGCCUAAACAUUCGCCGGCACCAGAAGAUUCCGGUAAAACUGUAAAAGUUCAAGACAUAUUUAAUGACUAAUGCUUGCCGCAAUGUGUAGUAUAUUGUAUUUUAU